Salmo salar (Atlantic salmon) is the source of this 3342-nucleotide messenger RNA. RefSeq names its product TBC1 domain family member 12. Lineage: Eukaryota; Metazoa; Chordata; Actinopteri; Salmoniformes; Salmonidae. The record is from RefSeq and is a predicted model, not a curated record. Gene Ontology annotation, biological process: regulation of GTPase activity. Gene Ontology annotation, molecular function: GTPase activator activity; small GTPase binding.
UGGAAUCUCAAAAUGGCUCCUGCUCACCGCCCAAAUGGGGGCGGCUGCCGGUUUUUCUAAUAACAAAAAUUAUACACGACCAGGCGACUGAUAUUCCCCCUUUUUGUGCCGCCGUCGCUCGGAAUAGCAACCGUAUUUUGAUUUGCGUCAUUCUGUAAUGAGCGAUACUCUCUGAGAUCAUGAUAGGCAUAAUAGCUAGACAAGGAAAAACGGGGAAAGCGCAAGCAAAGCUGAACCAGCUACCACAGCGUUUUUGUUAUGGAGCGGUGGUGUGGGGAAUGUGAAUGACAUGGAAAAGGCAUAUAAUGUCUCUUCUCCACCGGCUUUCUGUGUUGAUGUGAACGAAAAGGGGACCAGCAGCACAUGUGUCACCGAGCCGCUGUCUCACGGUACCGCCGAAGCGGCAGCUCGUAUCUCUAAACAUGUCAGCAGGGAUGAAACGGGUUGCAGUGACAGCAGGGAGUCGGGUGAAGCAGGAGAGGAUAUUGGCGGUUCCACGGGUUUAGUUACUGACAGUCCAUCCGGUGGCAUUGUAAGCAAUUGUGUUAUUUCUGAGCCAGGUUGUGACUCCGCUACAAACGGGUUUACUGGGUCAACAAUGGUAGGCGCCAAGGCAGGGAACUCCUCUGCUAUCGCUGCGGUGAAUCGAGAGGAAAUGGACGGGAAUGCUCUCCAGGGGAUUUCACUGGCAGAGAAGAACAAGGAAUCCUCUGCAGAAGAAGUAGAUGCCUGUCAUCCGCCAUUGAACUUUGUGACAGCAGCUGAGACUGUAGAGUCAUUGACACACUCCUGCAAUGGACAGCUUGAACUGAGCUGCACAGCUGCCUCCCAGACUGUUCCAGAGGGGCUCUCGAAUUGGGACACAGACAGUGUUAUUCAGAGCACCCUCAGCAGUGAUGCUGUUAUUAGGCCACCGAUUAACUGGAGUAUGACCCCUGACAAGGAGGCCAAAAUGGCAAAUGGUGGAUUAUUUAUAGGACACAGCAGCGCCAAGUUGCACACAGAGACAGUGGUAACAAUUAUUUCGGAUGGUGCCGCAACAUGUCUCUCUAACACACAGUGUGAAAAACCCUCCUCAAUUGCAAUGAGUGCAAGGGAGGGACAUCCCGAAUCCUGCAAAAUCAGAGUGGAACCCGACGGAGCCGGGGCCCAGCCUAGGACACAAGCUAGCGUAGCAGGUGCUACAUCAAAUCUCACCUCUCAGGGUUUACCAUCAAGCCCAGCACCAACGAAAGACCCAUGUAGGGUCAGUGCUAAACCAGACACCAUUCAGGGAGAGGAACCUUCAGCAUCUGGUCACCUAGGAGAUGAUCUUUCUUCCAGACCCCAGGCCCUCAGGACCAGGACUGUGCCCAACAGUCUGAGCUAUGACUCCUCCACCAUUCUCAGUCCAGGGGAUGAGGAUGGGGAGACCUUCGCGGAGCUGGGGGCCCAGGGCCACAGUGACCUCAGGUUCAUGGACGUCAGUCUGAGCUCCAGGAACACCUUUGAGUCCAGCAGACGUCAGUCCGCCCCAGGGGAUAUACCAGAGGGCCUGAGUGUAGUCUCGGUAGACCCCUCAGAACUGGCUUUACAGUCCAAAAGACCCGGCAUUGCUGAGUAUUUUGGCAGGAGUUUAUUUCCCAAGAAGCAGAGAGAGCCGAAGGGUCCGUCUCAGAAUGUCCCUGGUUGGAAGCUGUUUGGGAAAGUCCCCGCUAGAGAGAGCGCUCCCAAGGACUCCAGGACCAUACAGCAGGAGAGUAUUCCAGAUGGUCUCACGUCUGUGUCCACACCAAAUCUCUUAAGCGCAGGGGAGUUUGAGGCCAGGGUGGGCAAGGCUGGGCCUGGGGGAACGUCAGCUGGGACGUCCCCUACUCAGCCUCAACAAGGCCGGAGGAAGAACCUGGACUUUGAGCCACUGUCCACCACAGCUCUUAUAUUGGAGGACAGGCCUGCGAACCUUCCUGCCAAGUCUGUGGAGGAGGCCCAGCGUCACCGCCAGGAGUAUGACGAGAUGGUGGCCGAGGCCAAGAAGAGAGAAUUGAAGGAGGCCCAGAGGAAGAGGAAAGAGAUGAAGGAGAGGUUUAAGCAGGAGGAAAGCAUCGCCAACGCCAUGGUGGUUUGGAACAACGACAUCCUGCCCAACUGGGAAAACACGCGUAACACUCGACGGGUGAGAGAGCUCUGGUGGCAGGGCUUGCCCCCCAACGUCAGAGGAAAGGUCUGGAGCCUGGCCAUAGGCAACGAGCUCAACAUCACCCCAGAGCUGUAUGAAAUAUUCCUCUCCAGAGCAAAGGAGAGAUGGAGGAGUUUCAGUGAGACGGGUUCAGAAACAGAGGCUGACGAUGGGGCAUCGGUGGCAGACAGAGAGUCCAGUCUGGACCUGAUCAAGCUGGACAUAUCCCGCACAUUUCCUCCUCUUUUUAUCUUCCAGAAGGGUGGGCCAUAUCAUGAUCUCCUCCACAGUGUGCUGGGGGCUUACACCUGUUACAGACCUGACGUGGGAUAUGUCCAGGGCAUGUCCUUCAUAGCUGCAGUAUUAAUCCUCAACCUGGAGGAAGCUGAUGCCUUCAUCGCAUUUGCUAACCUGCUCAACAAACCCUGUCAACUGGCCUUUUUCAGAGUGGACCAUGAUCUGAUGCUGAAAUACUUUGCUGCAUUCGAGGUGUUCUUUGAAGAGAACCUCCCAAGACUAUUUAACCACUUCCAGAGCUCCAACCUCACCCCAGAUCUCUAUCUCAUAGACUGGAUCUUCACUCUGUACAGUAAGUCGUUGCCAUUGGACGUGGCGUGUCGCGUGUGGGACGUGUUCUGUCGUGACGGCGAGGAGUUCCUGUUCCGGACGGGUCUGGGGAUCCUGCGUCUGUAUGAGGACGUGCUCCUACAGAUGGAUUUCAUCCGCAGCGCCCAGUUUCUGACACGCCUCCCUGAGGAUAUAGGCUCAGAUAGGCUGUUCGCCUGCAUUGCAGCCGCGCCCAUGCUCAAUGGAAACAGAAAAUGGUCCCAGGUAUUUCAUGCGUUGAUGAAGGACAACAAGGACAUGGACAGGAAUUGCAACCCAGCACUUAAGAGUUUAUGAUUCAGCAGUGGAACGUUUGAAGGAUCAUGUUCCUCUCUUUAAUUGAGAGGCUUUGAUCACCUUAGAUUGAUCAUGGUAAAUGGACCUUAAAGAAUUUCAUACUUGAAGAUGGAGGCCUUGAACACCAUUGGCAGUUUGAUUGAAUUUAGAGUAUUUAUGGUAGUAUAUCAUGAAUAUACAGUACCAGUCAAAAGUUUGGACAGACCGACUCAUUCAAGGGUUUUUCUUUUUUACUAUUAUUUUAGAAUAAUAGUGAAGACAUCAAAACUAUGAAAUAACACACA